Molecule: messenger RNA, 342 nt
Organism: Dujonia railenensis
Lineage: Eukaryota; Fungi; Ascomycota; Pichiomycetes; Serinales; Debaryomycetaceae
Source: the annotation of a GenBank genome assembly
AUGUCAAGCGCGGAUUUCGAAAAGCUUUCGCUUCAGUUCAGUGGUCAGCAGAAUAGUCUCAACGAGCUCGUUUCGGCCAGACAACAGCUCGAAACGCAGCUUCAAGAGAACAAGAUAGUGAUGGCCGAAUUCGAGCACUUGAACGAUUCCUCAAAGAUUUACAAAUUAACUGGGCCUGUAUUGAUGCCACAGGAGUACGGUGAAGCCAAGUUGAAUGUGGGAAAAAGAUUAGAAUUCAUUGAGGCUGAAAUAAAAAGAGUAGAGUCGAAGAUUGCAGAAGAGGAAGCCAGCAUGGAGAAGACCAGAGAUCAAUUAUUGGCCAUAAGAUCGAGCAUGCAAUAG